AUCUCCCGAUCGAUUGUUAAUUCUAUGCGUUUGCUUGCCCUUGCCUUGCUUGGGGGCCCCGCUAGCUAGCGUAGCACUGUCCAACACUUUAUUCAGACGGCUUCGAUGACGAUGGAUAGUUUAGAUAGAUAGUUGAUACGCGUACCAAAGGCUAAACGCCCAAACCAUAAGCCCAACCUGGAUCUAUCUCCUCGUCUCCAUCUCUCACCGCCGUUUCAUCGAUUCAAACAUCAAGAGCUAGUUACGAUGGCGUCGUGAACGACGGAAUAGCCAACCAUAGUAUCCGUCGAAGGAACAUGUCACGAGAACGUCGCGGCGGCGUGAAACAAUGUCGUCGUCGCCCUCAUCGUCUUUGCCUCAACCAAGGGUCUUCCUGGCGCAGCUCUUCAAUGCUCUUCCUGUGCUCCCACUCCCGCACCAACAGCAUCAGUCUACCGUCCUAGGCACAGGCACAAGCGCCGACAUCACAGCGAACACGCCGACGACCAACAGCGGCAACAUCCUCCACUCCGCCACCGAAGAAGACAAGAAACAGUUUCUCACCCUGCACGUCCUGUUCCCCAACGAGUUCCUGCCAGCCCUCGACCUGCUCGACCGGCGGCUCGUCACCCGCCAUCGGAUAUGUCGUCCCCAGGGCGAAGCUGCUGCUACCGCUCCUCAUCCUAGCAACAACGACGAUGAUGAGGCGCAGACGGGAACGCGGGCGCGUAAUCGUCCCUCUUCGUUAACGGCACCCGCCGCUCAGGACGACAGAGAUGAGCCCUAUGUGGAUGCGGAAAUGGGAGGUACGCGCGCUGUCGUGCAGGGCGUAAUGGAUGAAUCCGUCCAGAGCUCUACUGCUGCUCCGACCACUACUACUACCAACGUCGAUGAAAUCCUUACCAAACCCCGCGCCUCCGCCCCUGAAGAAGAACAAGUACGAGGAGUACGAGGAGAGGGAGGAAGAGAAAACGACACAGUAUACUACGUCCGGUCCGCGCAACCCCAAAAGCCCUCUCGAUCCUUCGACCCAACGCCCACAACGACGUACGAAGUGCGUCUCCAGGCGUGGAACUGCUCCUGUCCCGCCUUCGCAUUCGCUGCGUUUCCGCCUGUGCAUCCUGAGCCGGCUGUUAUGUCGUUUGACGACAAUAAUGACGAGGGUGUUGAUGGGGAGGAUGCGGGAGCUGGAUGGAGUUUCGGGGGAAUGAGUCUCGGGGACGGGAUGCCGCCUGUUUGUAAGCAUCUGCUUGCGUGCAUGUUGGCGGAGAGGUGUCCUUCUUUUGGGGCAUUCGUGGAGACGAGGGAGGUCAGUGUGAAGGAGGCGGCGGGGUGGGCUGCUGGUUGGGGGGACUGAUAGAUUAACUGCUUGAGAGGUGUUCUAAGCAGAGCAGAGUAGAGCGGUCGUCUGUGUAUCCAUAUAUGGAAAGAAAGGGGGGGGCUCUGGAUUUGGCGUUUGAUACCCCGGAUUCAUGGAGAUACAUUCAUCGUUUAUUUGAACAUCAUUCACA
Aaosphaeria arxii CBS 175.79 is the source of this 1490-nucleotide messenger RNA. RefSeq lists its product as uncharacterized. Gene Ontology annotation, molecular function: zinc ion binding. The coding region runs from base 329 to 1336 and encodes 335 amino acids. The record is from RefSeq and is a predicted model, not a curated record. Lineage: Eukaryota; Fungi; Ascomycota; Dothideomycetes; Pleosporales. The transcript has a single exon.